AUGCAAGCAGCCGUCGAGCAGAUUGCCGCCAUGGCACAGCAGCUGCAUGAUCAGGAUCCGGACGAAGAGGAUGGCAAUAUUAAUGACAACAAUAACGACGGCGGGAACGCGCUCAAGCGCAAGGCCGACGAUGGACAGACGCAACAACAGCGGGCCCGCCGGAAUCGCUAUGUCUCCAUCGCGUGCAACCAGUGCAAGAGACGCAAGAUCAAGUGUAAUGGAGAGACGCCAUGCCAGCGAUGUGGCAAUCUGAWUCUCGAGUGUGUCUAUGCGCCGAAUUGCUGUAAUGGCUUCAAGGACUCGCAGGAAUUCAAGGACAUGUCUCAACAUAUUUCCAUGUUGCAGGAGCAGGUGAACGCGCUUUGGGAAUCGUUGAAUGCGAUGCGUGUACAGAUGGGGAGCGGCCAGGUAAUGGCCCAGCAAAUGCAGCAGCAGCACCAACAACAACUCACGCCCAUCGAUCCCUCGCUACAAAACACAACGUAUCCUUCGCAUCCACACCGUGGGUCUGUUUCUUUCUCUGACAUGCAGCCGUCUCCUGGAGCCUCAAAUUUGGGCAUGUCACCGCGGGUAGCGCGUCGGAAGAGCCAGUCCCAGAACCAGCAGCCGUCUUUUCGAGGUCCGACAAGUUCCGCUUUCAACUUCGGCGUGGCUAAGAACAGUCUGGAAACGAUGGGUAUUACAAGCCAGGCAGAGGGAGAUGUCAAUGGCAACACGGGAAGUGGGAUUAUCACGACGGAGGUCACACCAGAACCUCCCGAAAGUAGCGUUCAGUUCGUCCCGAGUCUGGUCACCRACAAAGAUCCGAUUUGGGGCAUUCCCAAGGACGAGGCAGUGAGAUUAUGCAGGGUGUACGAGGAUGAGAUAGGACUCAUGUACCMGGUGAUUGAUGUGGAUAAAGUGGUUGCUCAUGCAACAUCGCUGUAUCGAUUCAUAGAGGCAGCAUAUCGAACUGGACUGAUGCGGCAGAACUUGCCCGGAGCAGAUGCGAUUGACGAUGAGGAUACGAACAUUCUUAAGCUGAUGUUGGCUACCGCGCUGACUGUGGAGGCAUGUGGUCGCAGCGAGCUCGGACAGCGAUUGUUUGAGUAUGUACAGCCUGCAAUCGACAAUAUGCUUCUUGGAAAUGCUGGAAUCAAAGGAGUUCGAUUGCUAACGAUGGCGGCGAUGUACGAGUUUCACCGAGACAACGAAGGAACCUCAUGGCGUAUGAUAGGUCUAACAGCUCGUCUCUGCAUCGAACUUGGACUCCACCGAAGAGAAACGUACGAUGCAAUGAAAGACGACGAUGACAGAACCGACACGAUGCUCCUCUUCUGGGCCAUUUACGUUCUGGAUCGUCGCUGGAGCUUUGGCACUGGGAUGCCAUUCGCAUUGCAAGAGUCUGAUAUUGACCCACAACUGCCAAAGCCCGAGGAACGCUCACCGUACUUGAGUGCAAUGAUCACCUACUCGUCCAUUUCCAGCAAAGUAUGGCGAUCAAUAUCCACGCCAGCGUCGCCAAAUCGCGCACCGAUCAACACCGAAGAGAUGAAUUACUUUGACUAUCAAGUUAUACAAUGGCAUCGAAAUGUGCCCGCCCAUCUUCGCUUUGAACACCCUUCACAGAACGGGACAGUGACAACUCCUGGUGCUGCUUCUUCUUCUCGAGCAACCCGCCGGCUGCGCAUACUGCUCUACUUGCGAGCAAAUCAGAUGCGUAUACACAUCUACCGCCCUGUGUUACACUCGGCGACCUCCAUCAUGGGCCAUCGUGAACAGGCACAAACGGUGGUGGAGGUCGCAAAGGACACAGUGCGAGUCCUGACCAACAUCAACCAGACAUCGGACCUCUACCGCACCCAGCAAGUUCUUUUCAACGCGUUCCUAACUUCGGCUCUGGCUGUGUUGUUCCUCGCGGUCAGUCAUACGCCGGCACUUUUCGCCGAGAAUGUGCGAGAGGAGUUCUACAUGUCGCUUGAGCUUGUACGCAACUUCUCCAAAGGCAGCUGGGUGUCAAAACGUCUGUGGAAAACAAUUCGCGUGUUGAAGGAAGUCRGACCCAAGCUAGGUCUUACCAUGAAAGAGUCCGUAGCUACGUCGGCACAUAACGCUCCAUCUAAUGAGGACCCCGACCCGAGUCGCUCGGCCGCUGUGGCAAUGGCCGGUCUUGCUGGGCAUAACGUGGAUGAAAUGUCGCUCUUCAACGGAACCCCACAGCAACAUGGUCAAUGGAAUGGGGCCGCGGGAUCCAGUAGCAGUCCCGAGGGAAUGGUGAAUGAUCUGACAAGUCUUUUUGAGGCAGCAGGGGGAUAUGCCGCUCUAGACACCAUGAGUGGCCACGAUGGGAACUACCUGGCCGAUGGCAUGGGGAACUUCACUGGUGGUGAAGGUCUCUCGCACAUACUCAAGGAGCUGUUCUGA
Molecule: messenger RNA, 2403 nt
Organism: Ramularia collo-cygni
Lineage: Eukaryota; Fungi; Ascomycota; Dothideomycetes; Mycosphaerellales; Mycosphaerellaceae
Product: related to fungal specific transcription factor
Exons: 2
Coding region: 1-2403 (800 amino acids)
Biological process (GO): positive regulation of transcription from RNA polymerase II promoter by galactose; DNA-templated transcription
Cellular component (GO): nucleus
Molecular function (GO): RNA polymerase II cis-regulatory region sequence-specific DNA binding; DNA-binding transcription factor activity, RNA polymerase II-specific; zinc ion binding
Source: RefSeq, a predicted model, not a curated record